Messenger RNA from Dictyostelium discoideum AX4, 399 nucleotides. RefSeq lists its product as hypothetical. Gene Ontology annotation, cellular component: ribosome. Lineage: Eukaryota; Evosea; Eumycetozoa; Dictyosteliales; Dictyosteliaceae. Gene Ontology annotation, biological process: translation. The transcript has a single exon. Bases 1 to 399 code for a protein of 132 amino acids. The record is from RefSeq and is a predicted model, not a curated record. Gene Ontology annotation, molecular function: structural constituent of ribosome.
AUGUCUCAAGAUCUCGUUUGGAGCAUUAUCAAAAAGAACAACGCUUUCUUAAAAUCCUCACACGGUUUAACCUUAUCUGCUGAACCAGGUAAUUUAAGAAACAAAAACUCCUUAAAAUACUCCGGUCUUGCCAGAAGAACCACCAUCGACGUUGCUGCCGUUAACGGUAAAGUUGUUGUCUCAUCAAAGAUUGUUAAAAAAGCUGCCUUCCCAGCUCAAUCAAAAAAAACCACCACUUUCUCAACUGUCAACACCAGAAAGACUGCUAGAUUCGUCAAAACUUUAGCCACCCAAUAUGCUCCAGAAUUAAGAGCUGCUGCCUUAGGUCGUUUACACAGAGUCCAAUCUGCUCUCCGUUCUGCCAAAAAAGCUGCUGCCCGUAAAGCCAAGAAAAACUAA